GAUCAACACAUGAGAAUUCAUGUACUCCUGUCCUCCCAAAACUCUCUCUCUCUCUCUCUCUCUCUCUCUCUCUCUCUCUCUCUCCAUACACGAAAUUAACAAAGACAAAUUAACUAGAACUGUUUGCUAAUUUGCCAGUACUGGUGAAAAGAUCAGAACAAAAUCAUGGGUGCACUCGACUUUCUCUCAGACUAUAUCACUAUUUCCACCCCAAGGAAGAAACGCAAGGCAAUGCAGACAGUUGAUAUCAAGGUGAAAAUGGACUGUGAUGGCUGUGAAAGGAGAGUUAAAAAUGCUGUUUCCAACCUCAAAGGGGUGAAACAAGUGGAUGUAAACCGGAAGCAAAGCCGGGUAACUGUAACUGGGUAUGUGGAGCCAAACAAGGUCUUAAAUAAGGUGAAGAGCACCGGAAAGAGAGCUGAGUUUUGGCCAUAUGUGCCAUAUAACUUGGUGGCUUACCCCUACGUGGCUCAGGCCUAUGACAAGAAGGCACCGUCUGGUUACGUGAAAAAUGCUUUUCAAGCCCUCCCCAGCCCAAAUGCACCGGACGAGAAAUUCAUUUCCCUCUUCAGUAAUGAAAAUCCACAUGCAUGUUCAAUCAUGUAAGCAGAUUUAUAAAUAUUGGAACGAGCUAGGGUCGAUCGAGGGUGUAUUUAACACUUGUAGAUCAUCUUUUAUGUUUUUAUACAUGAAACGCGAAAAAAAGCAUUUAGUUGUCGUUUUGAGGUGGUAGGUCAUGUUAGUUUGUAUGGAGAUGGGAAGUUUUGCUAGAGGGCUAGCUAAUAUGGAUUUUCUUUGAGAAGUUGUACCACUAGUACUAGAAGUACUGUUUACCCUGCUAAUGAUAAGAUACAUGUUUUUCUGUA
This is a messenger RNA of Juglans microcarpa x Juglans regia, 866 nucleotides long. RefSeq names its product heavy metal-associated isoprenylated plant protein 20-like. The transcript is spliced from 3 exons. Lineage: Eukaryota; Viridiplantae; Streptophyta; Magnoliopsida; Fagales; Juglandaceae. The record is from RefSeq and is a predicted model, not a curated record. The coding region runs from base 166 to 606 and encodes 146 amino acids. Gene Ontology annotation, molecular function: metal ion binding.